AUGAGAAUCGGAUUAGCCUUUUCUCAUUUUGGCUAUUAGAUCGUUUUUAAAGUUCUAAAAUGCUAACAAAUAACUUCUUUUUUUGGCUCAUAUUUAUAUUUUGAUUUCAAUAAUAAGAGUCGAAUAAAAAUAUUUGUAUAAUCAGAGACAACUAAUUGUAUAAUAUUUCUUUCUACAUCAUGAGUGAAAAUAUUGCAGGACCUAGUUCUUCUAAGGAAACUGACGAGCUUUAUUUAUCCGAGGAAAAAAAUUCGGACCUUAGUGAUGAAGAAGAUGCUCUUUUUCCGGAUAAAUCUAAGAGACCGCUUUCAAGAAAAGACACCACUAAGCUACCUCCUCAUUUGAAAGGUCUUAUGGGUGAAGCAAAUCUUCGUUAUGCUAGAGGCGAUCUAGAAACAGCCAAGAAGAUGUGUUUUGAGGUAAUUAGGCAGGCACCUGAUGUUUAUGAACCAUAUUUGACUUUAUCUCAGAUGUAUGAAAGUACAAAUGUAAAAAAAUAUAAAGCAUACUUAAUGUUAGCAAGUCAUUUGGCACCACACGAUAUUGCUAUCACCUGUAGAUUAGCAGAUUUGUGUAUACAAGAUGGUGAUUUGUCUGAAGGAAUCAAAUGCUAUGUGAGAUCGCUCAAAUAUAAUCCUCAAAAUAUGUUGAUUCACACCAAAAGACUAGAAUUGUUAGAGCAGAGAGGUAUUACUAAACAUGUACUAAUUGCUAAACAAACUAUGGCCAACAACAUUCCUAGAAAACAUAGCCAGACAAUUAUUAACUUAUCAAUGGAAGUUGCUAAGGAGCACUAUAAAAAUAAAAGCUACCUUAGAGCCAUAGAAGCCUUAAGGAUCCCUUUAAAAAGAAUUCCAUCAUGCGUUACUCAAGAUAUUAUCAAUGUAAUGCUAGAGUUACUAUUAAUUAAUGAACGUUUCUCAGAUUGUUUAGAUAUAUUUACUCAGUUCUGUGGAUUCACUUUUGAUGUAACACUAACUGAAGAUAAUAAUAUACUUAUAAACUCCUUUGAGAUACCUGAUAAGUUACCUCUUGAUUUGAAAACUAAAUUUAUUUCUUGUCUAGUCAAGUUAAGAGCAGAACAUUUAUUUCCUCCAAUGGUUAAUAAUAUGCUUAUUGAAGAAGAUGUAGAAACUUUUGGUGAUUUAUAUUUGGAUGUAGCGGAAUCUUUAAUGCAUGUAGGGUAUUACCAGGAAGCAUUGAAACUGCUUAUAGCUUUGGUAAAAAGUAAGAGUUUUUCACUAGCUGGAGUUUGGUUGAAAUAUGCAGAAUGCUUAGCAGCUUGUAAUUUGAUAGAACAAGCUAUUGAUGCAUAUUUUACAGUAAGGAAUUUGGCCCCAGGCCAUGUAGAAGUUCUUUAUCCCCUAGCGAUGUUAUUACUUAAACAAAACAAUAGAGAUGAAGCUCUGAAAGUGAUGUCCCAGGAUUUACAAACUAAUAAAUUAGAUGUGGCUGUAUUACUUGAACAAAUGAAAUUAUUAAAACAGUUAAAUGAUUGGGAAGGUUAUUGGACAAGUAUGGAAUUAUUGCUGUCAAGGCAUUGUUGCAGUCUUAAAUAUCCAGAAGAACUAAAAAUAGUAUUAACUAAAGAAAGAUACCAAGAAAAGAUUGUUAAGCUGAAGAAAAUGAGGAAUUUCAGAAGUGACAGUACUAAUGUUGAAACAAAUUUUGAUAUUAUUAGGGAACCAAGCAUAGAGGAAGAAUAUACUUUGUAUUUGGAAAACUUACAGUUGGCUUUGGACCGAAAGGAAUGUGACUACUUGAAGAAAUUUGUAUUUAUGGGAUUGAUAUCCAAAAGGUUCCAAAAAUAUUUCAGUGACAUUCACAUCUUGGCUUUUUAUAGUUGCCUUCUGACUUUAGAUGUGUUCCAUGGUUACACAUUGAUAAGAGAUGUUCUAGUAAAAUAUCCAAACAACAACUUGUGUUGGAAUUGGUUUGGUUUCAUAACCUCCACUCCUGAUGAUGUACGAUUUCCAAGGUUCUUGGAAAGAGCCAGCAAUAACCUUACAUCAGAAAAUGGAAAAAUUAUGCUGGCAAACUAUAAUUUAUGUGUGGGAAAUUAUAUUGCAGCUAUCAACUAUUUUCUUAAAUCUUUCAAGCAAACUAAAUCCAUCACGUCCGCAUUUUUACUGGCAGUGACGAUGCUUCAACAUUAUUGCAACAGAAGGGUAGAAAAAGAUAAAAAAAGACUUAUGACUGAAACGAUUACACAUCUAUUUAUAAAUUAUUCUAAGAUGCGAACAAAAUUAGCAGAGCAAGAGAUUUAUUAUAAUUUGGGGAGAAUGUACCAUCAAUUAGGUGUUAUGUACUUGGCAGAAUAUUAUUAUAAUAAAGUUUUUAAAGUUCAUAAUGACUACUUGGAAAAAUAUCCUGAGAUUAUGUGUUUGAAAAGAGAGGCUGCUUUUAACCUACACGUUAUUUAUAAAGCUGCAGGAAAUUUUAUUGCAGCUAGGAAUAUUUUGUAUCAACAUAUUGUUAUAGUUUAAACAAAGUCCAGUAAAAAUGCAAUUGUCUUUGCUAUCAAGUAUUCAGUUAUUCAGAAAAUGUGUUUCCUCUUAGUUCUUUGUUCAAAAAACUGUUUUGAACUAGUUAACAAAGUCACCAAGAGGCUAAAGUGAGUAAAAAUUCAAGGUGCGUCUCACCUUUAUCCCUCCUUACAUGUCUACCAGUAGUUAAUUUGCCAAAUCUAAUAUGACUAAUUUUCUCUUGAGUGAUAUAGGAGUUUAUACUAUUGAGUUUCUAGUGAAUAUUUUCUUUUGCAGAAUCCGUUUCCAAAUUUUAAAUUAAAAAUCUUAUUUCUAUAGAAUAAGUUAAUUUUCUACAUUUCUAAUAAAUAAGUCAUAGUUACACUGCUAAGUACUGUCUGCAUUAAACUGUGAUAAAAUGUAUGUGUAGGAUAAUGAUAUAAGCAUUUGUUAAUAAAUUGUUUAUUGAU
Molecule: messenger RNA, 2935 nt
Organism: Psylliodes chrysocephalus
Lineage: Eukaryota; Metazoa; Arthropoda; Insecta; Coleoptera; Chrysomelidae
Source: the annotation of a GenBank genome assembly